UGUAUGACACUACAUCAUGAGUGACAGUAAAUGUGAUAGUCAGUUUUACAGUGUGCAAGUGGCCGACUCAACGUUCACUGUCCUAAAACGCUACCAACAGUUGAAACCAAUUGGCUCUGGAGCUCAAGGAAUUGUUUGUGCUGCUUUUGAUACAGUCCUUGGGAUAAAUGUUGCAGUCAAGAAACUAAGUCGUCCUUUUCAGAAUCAAACCCAUGCAAAGAGAGCUUAUCGUGAACUUGUCCUCUUAAAAUGUGUCAAUCAUAAAAAUAUAAUUAGUUUGUUAAAUGUGUUUACACAACAAAAAACUCUAGAGGAAUUUCAAGAUGUGUAUUUGGUUAUGGAAUUAAUGGAUGCUAACUUAUGUCAGGUUAUUCAUAUGGAGUUGGACCAUGAAAGAAUGUCCUAUCUUCUUUACCAGAUGCUUUGUGGGAUUAAACAUCUUCAUUCAGCUGGUAUAAUUCAUAGAGAUUUGAAGCCUAGCAACAUCGUAGUAAAAUCAGAUUGCACCCUUAAGAUCCUUGACUUUGGUCUGGCCAGGACAGCAUGCACUAACUUCAUGAUGACCCCCUACGUGGUAACGCGGUAUUAUCGAGCCCCUGAAGUCAUCCUGGGCAUGGGGUACAAAGAGAAUGUUGAUAUCUGGUCAGUGGGGUGCAUCAUGGGAGAACUGGUGAAAGGUUGUGUGAUAUUCCAAGGUACUGAUCAUAUUGAUCAAUGGAAUAAAGUUAUUGAGCAGCUAGGAACACCAUCAGCAGAUUUCAUGAAGAAACUUCAGCCAACUGUGAGGAAUUAUGUGGAAAACAGACCAAAGUAUCCUGGAAUCAAGUUUGAAGAACUCUUUCCAGAUUGGAUAUUCCCAUCAGAAUCUGAACGAGAUAAAAUAAAAACAAGCCAAGCCAGGGAUUUGUUGUCAAAAAUGUUAGUGAUUGAUCCUGAUAAACGAAUCUCUGUAGAUGAAGCUUUACGCCACCCAUAUAUCACUGUGUGGUAUGACCCUGCUGAGGCAGAAGCACCACCACCUCAAAUUUAUGAUGCUCAGUUGGAAGAAAGAGAACAUGCCAUAGAAGAAUGGAAAGAGCUAAUUUACAAAGAAGUAAUGGAUUGGGAAGAAAGAAGCAAAAAUGGUGUUGUAAAAGAUCAGCCUUCAGAUGCAGCAGUAAGUAGCAACGCCACUCCUUCUCAGUCAUCAUCUAUCAACGACAUUUCAUCCAUGUCCACUGAGCAGACACUGGCCUCGGAUACCGACAGCAGCCUUGAUGCCUCGACAGGACCCCUGGAAGGUUGUCGAUGAUAAGUCAGAAACAGCAGACUUAUCGUCAGUGAAGGAAUUCUCACUUCCAUGGGCCUCAGUGCUUGGGAGUUGAUGGAACCAAAUAAAGACGCUCCAUGUUCUGCAUGUAAGAAACACAAUGCCUUGCCCUUACUCAGUUCUAUUAUGAUUGCCUGUUUAGAUUAUAAAAUGAAGCAGAUUAUGUCUGAAGAUUUAAAAAGUGCAAGCCACACAUUUAGAGAUUUUGUUCAAGAUCAUUUCAGGUGAGCAAUUAGAAUAGAUGAAUUUAUUUUAGUGACUUGGUGACAGUAGUGACAAUUUCUCAUCAUCAGUAUCUGUUGGGACUUAUGUGCAUGUGGCCACAAAUGCUUGCUUGGUCUUGCCCAUGUAGCACUUUGGAAAUUGGUAUUUAAAUGCCCAAUUAUCUUCCAGGUAGUACUGCUUCUAGAUUUUUCUCUUA
Molecule: messenger RNA, 1730 nt
Organism: Elephantulus edwardii (Cape elephant shrew)
Lineage: Eukaryota; Metazoa; Chordata; Mammalia; Macroscelidea; Macroscelididae
Gene: MAPK9
Product: mitogen-activated protein kinase 9
Exons: 11
Coding region: 17-1291 (424 amino acids)
Biological process (GO): protein phosphorylation; JNK cascade
Cellular component (GO): nucleus; cytoplasm
Molecular function (GO): ATP binding; JUN kinase activity
Source: RefSeq, a predicted model, not a curated record